AUGAAAGAGGAGGUGGAAACGGGCGUCAGGUUCAUCGCUCGCCUGGUGAACCGGCACGACAAAUUCGCCAAGGGACAGGUGAAGCGCUUCGGGGAGAGCCUGGUCACGGUUCUGUGCGAGCGGUUCAGCGAACACUGGUACCCCGAGAACCCCCUCAAAGGACAGGCGUACAGGUGCAUCCGGAUCAACACGUGGCAAAAAGUGGACGAUUCCCUCCUGAAAGCUUGCACGGACUGUGGACUGGAAUACUCGGAACUGGCAUUGCCCCGGGAAGUCUCAAUCUGGAUCGACCCUGGCGAGGUUUGCUGCCGGCUCGGCGAGAACAACCAUUAUUUCAAGGUCAAUGAUGAAGAGAAAAGCAGCGGCAAAGCCUCGCCAGAGCUGGAGACGUCCGACUACCAUUCUGAAUCUCCCUCCGAGUGCUCGUCGGAGGACGAGGGCCCGGGUAAACCAGCAGCGGCAAUGCCAGCGCCGAGCAAAAAUCAGCCUGCGGGAAGUAGUUGUACCAAACAGGCGCCGCAGUAUUUCUACAUGCCGUCUCCUCUCUGGGUCCCGUGUCCCCAGCCCUUGGUCAACUACAUCCCGGCCUUCCCACCCGCCGUCACCUUCUACUAUGUCGACGUGGCCCCGAAACCCUCAGUUCGCAGGAAACCCAACCCGAACCUCGUGAAGCGGCUCACCAACCGGGCAUCCAAAGCGUGA
Messenger RNA from Euleptes europaea (tarantolino), 702 nucleotides. RefSeq names its product protein BTG3-like. Gene Ontology annotation, cellular component: nucleus; cytoplasm. The record is from RefSeq and is a predicted model, not a curated record. The transcript is spliced from 4 exons. The coding region runs from base 1 to 702 and encodes 233 amino acids. Lineage: Eukaryota; Metazoa; Chordata; Lepidosauria; Squamata; Sphaerodactylidae. Gene Ontology annotation, biological process: negative regulation of mitotic cell cycle; negative regulation of cell population proliferation.